This is a messenger RNA of Emys orbicularis (European pond turtle), 1405 nucleotides long. RefSeq names its product transmembrane and coiled-coil domains 6 (gene TMCO6). The coding region runs from base 93 to 1298 and encodes 401 amino acids. The record is from RefSeq and is a predicted model, not a curated record. The transcript is spliced from 10 exons. Gene Ontology annotation, molecular function: protein binding. NCBI's taxonomy places the organism in Eukaryota, Metazoa, Chordata, Testudines, Emydidae.
GAACAGAGGAGAGGAAGAAAUUGUUGAGUCGCCUUCGACAGGGACUGCAGCACAAAGAGACGCAGCAGAAAUUUGUCAGGUUGGAGGGCAGCAUGCGGGUCCUAAUCGGGCUCUUCACCAGCAGCUUGGCCAGCGUACAGAUGGAGGCAGCUCGCUGUCUGCACGAACUCUCACACUCCUGUGACCCUGCUGUGGCUGAGGCGUGUUUGCCAGCAACCUCCUAUCUCCUGACCUAUCUCUCAGGACACAGUGUAGAAUUCACAGAGCUGUGUUUGUACACGCUGGGGAACUUGGCAGUGGAGAGUGACGCAGUGAGGAAGCAGCUUUUACCUCAAGGCAUUAUUCCAGCCCUGGCAUCCUGUAUCCAGUCCCCUCACGUGGCAGUGCUGGAAGGCCUGGGCUACGUCCUGUCGCAGCUCCUGCAGGCCACGGAAGCUCCCACCAAGAUCAUACCCUUGGUUCUGGACUCGGUUCUCCCCCAGCACAUGCUUCGAUUGGUUAGCUCCAACCUGGAGCUGGGAAUGGGAGUCGCCGUGGAGUUUGCUUGGUGUCUUCAUUACAUUGUGUGUAGCCAUGUGAACAACGCGCUGUUAAUCUCCCAGGGGAUCGUGUCAACCCUGGUGCUGCUCUUGCUAGAACUGGCUUCCGUGAUGUCAAAAGCAGCUACUGAGGGCCUGGAGUUGCUUAUCUGUCCCGUGCUGCGGUGUCUCAGCAACCUGCUUGCGGAGGAUGAGACAGAGGGCUUCAAAGUGCAGAUCCAGGAUGAGCGCCUCUUGGUGGCUUUGUUUCUCUUCAUGCAGUACUUCCUCCAGCAGCACCCGUUCCUAGUGCAGGAGUGUCUCUGGCUUCUCAACAACCUCACAGCUGAUGAGCCCUUCUUCUGCUCUGCCGUGCUCACACUGGACCUGCUCCCAGCCCUCCUGCAGCUCUUGUCCUGUUCCCGGAUGGUGACCCUGCUGGCUCUGACUGUGCUGUGUAACAUCGCCGAGAAAGGCCCUGCCUACUGCUACCAGCUACACCAGAAGGCUGUGCUGCCCUCGCUGCUCAGCACCCUUGCUCUUUCCGAUGCCCAGGUGGUGGGCCAGAGUCUAGAGCUGCUACAUCUCCUCUUCCUGCACCUGCCAGAGGCUGCUGACGACUUUCUCAGCCAAGCAGGACUGCAGGCCCUAGAACAGCACCAGGACAACCCCCAACUCCAGGAGCGAGUGAGGGCACUCAGCGAGACAUACCUCCAGCCAGCUGCAGCCUCUCUGAUCUCCUGCGCCGGUGCCUCAGCUGCUGUACUGCCCUCCUCCUAGACCACGCUGCAUCCACUCCUGCUUCUCUUCCCAUUUGCACUAAUUCUAUCCCAUGGACUUUGUACAUUGAGAAGUUAUUUUGGAAUUUAAUAAACUGUUUUACAUUG